This is a messenger RNA of Kickxella alabastrina, 1910 nucleotides long. RefSeq names its product nucleotide-diphospho-sugar transferase. Gene Ontology annotation, biological process: UDP-N-acetylglucosamine biosynthetic process. The transcript has a single exon. Gene Ontology annotation, molecular function: UDP-N-acetylglucosamine diphosphorylase activity. Lineage: Eukaryota; Fungi; Kickxellomycota; Kickxellomycetes; Kickxellales; Kickxellaceae. Bases 280 to 1782 code for a protein of 500 amino acids. The record is from RefSeq and is a predicted model, not a curated record.
CAAUAACAAUAACAAAACGCCAGCACGGCUGCUAGUAUUAUAUAGUCUUGUCAUGUCAUGGUUUUCUUUUCCUUUUCCUUUUCUUUUGUCUACAAACUCAAACUCAAUCCUUCUGCUAUUUUUCUUCGCUAAUAACACCACGGAUAGACCCUUAUCUUGGUUUUCUCCUUGCCAUUGCACCCAUUUAGCAUUCCGACCCUUGCUCUAUCUCCUUCCCAACACUACACUACACCACACAACCACACAGCGCACCACACCCAUACCCGCUUUAGCUCAACCAUGGCCAAGGGCACACCAUCAUUCACUUCUGAAAGCCUUGCCGCGCUGAAGCAGCGCUACAGCAACGCCGGUCAAGCCCACGUGCUCAAAUUCUUCGAGGACCUCGAGGACGAGACUGCAGCCGCCUUCUUCAACCAGCUCAGCGGCAUCGACAUUGAGCGGUGCAACGAGUUCUUUGACCGCACGGUGCGCAGCCCGGCGGGCGCAGAGGAGGAGGAGUCCGUGGAGCUCGAGCCCCUGGCAUCAGGCUCGUUUGCGUCGGCCCUGGAGGGAGGCUCACAGGCCGACGACCUGGCGCAGUGGCGCGCCGAGGGCAUGCGUCUGAUCCGCGAGAACAAGGUGGCUGUCAUUCUGCUGGCUGGCGGACAAGGCACGCGCCUCGGGUCGUCGGCGCCCAAGGGCUGCUACGACAUUGGCCUGCCGUCGGGCAAGGGCCUGUUUGAGAUCCAGGCCGAGCGCAUCAAGCGGCUGCAGCAGAUUGCCGCGGGCGCGGGCGAGCAGCCGGCGACGAUCCCCUGGCUGGUGAUGACCUCGGGGCCAACGAGCGCCGCUACGCAGAAGAAGUUUGCCGACAGCGCGUUCUUCGGACUCAAGCAAGAGGACGUGUUCUUCUUCAACCAGGGUGUGCUGCCGUGCUUUGACUUGGACGGCAAGAUCAUGCUCGAGUCCCGCGGCCGUGUGGCCGUGGCGCCCGAUGGCAACGGCGGCAUCUACGAGGCCCUCAGGCUGAGCGGCGCCCUGGACUGGCUGCGCGCGCGCGGCGUCGAGCACGUGCACUCGUACUGCGUCGACAACUGCCUCGUGCGUGUCGCUGACCCCGUGUUUGUCGGCUACGCAGCGCUGCGUGGUGCCGAGUGCGGCGCCCUGGUCGUGCCCAAGAAGUCGUGGGACGAGCCCGUAGGCGUCAUCUGCAUGCGCAACGGCCGCUAUGGCGUCGUCGAGUACUCGGAGAUCAGCACCGAGACCGCCCAGCUGACCCGCCCCGGCACUGCCAGCGAGCUGGCCUACAACGCUGGCAACAUCUGCAACCACUACUACUCGCUGGACUUUUUGCAGAACCGCGUGCCCGAUAUCGAGGCGAGCCUCGAGCACCACGUUGCCAAGAAGAAGAUCACCAGCGUCGACAUUGACUCUGGCGACGUGGUCAAGCCGACAAAACCCAAUGGCAUCAAGCUUGAGCGCUUUGUCUUUGACGUCUUCCCCUUUGUGCACAAGAUGGCUAUUCUCGAGGUCGACCGCAAGGACCAGUUCUCGCCGCUCAAGAACGCGCCUGGCGCCGGCGUCGACUGCCCCGAGACGUCGCGCAGCGAUUUGAUCGCCCAGUGCAUCCGCUUUGCCGAGGCCGCAGGCGCCACCGUGCAGCGCGCGGCCGAUGGCCAGGAGCCCAGCUUUGAGAUCUCUGCCCUGGUCUCGUACGCCGGCGAGGGGCUCGAGAGCCUCAGCGGCAAGACCCUGGCUGGCGACCAGCUCAUCACUGAUCUGGACAACAUCGUCGUCGUUUAAACGUGAGCAAAACGCACUUAUUUCGUAUUCUAUGUUUCUUUCUUCUCUAUUUUUCAUUUUGCAACAUGUACUGGCCUUUAAUGAUUGUUGAGGGAGUUUUCGGACAAAUUAAACUUUUAUUUAUGCAU